Megachile rotundata (alfalfa leafcutting bee) is the source of this 4886-nucleotide messenger RNA. RefSeq lists its product as uncharacterized. Lineage: Eukaryota; Metazoa; Arthropoda; Insecta; Hymenoptera; Megachilidae. The record is from RefSeq and is a predicted model, not a curated record. Gene Ontology annotation, molecular function: DNA-binding transcription factor activity; protein dimerization activity. Gene Ontology annotation, biological process: regulation of DNA-templated transcription. Gene Ontology annotation, cellular component: transcription regulator complex; cytoplasm; nucleus.
UCAGCCGGCAGUUCGCGUUCGACUACCGUGCGCGUUGCAUCUUGUAAUACGCGUGUUCCUUUUCGAGUGUUCUGAUCAACACUGCUCUCGAAUAGUUGCGCUACCGGCGUGUUCUAUCAUUGACAAUUAAAGAAACUGUGCGGUGUACUUAUACAACGCUGUUCAACUGUCUGUCGACUAUAAACGUAAAUAGAGGAAGUGACGUUUAACAAGUCGUCUCGUAUCUGCAGUAUGCAUAGUCAUCGCGUAUUUUCUCCGUUCUAAGAGGCAUUUAGGACAGUGUGUCAAGGCCGAAGAUUCCUCGGUGGAACAUUGUCUGACACGAGUGUUGCUUUAUCGCACGAUGUAACGGAACGAGACGGCGGAGGAGGAGGAGGAGGCCAUCGUGUGUGCAUCUCGGUCGAAUGUUAUUGAUCGUGGCCGUCGAUCGAUGCCCUCUCGCGAUCGCUCCGGUUUCCUGCUGCGUCGUCGGGAUCUAGAACACGGUGUCAAGGUCGUGAGUCUGGCGAACGAAUCGGUGGACGUGUUCGCGGACGAGACUCGUACGUGAUGCGAUGCGGACGGCGUUUUUUCGCGCGAUUGUCAAACGUGUCCGAUGAUUAUUGAGAGAAGCAAGAAGGUUACGGCUGCGUCCCGCGCGAUGGAACGCGUCACUCGCGUGACAUAUCGUAGCAUCCACGAAGGACGAUACGUUUCUGCACAUUUUCUCGCGUCUUCGCUGGCGGCGUAACUUAAUCGCGUGCGUAAUACAUGCAGCGGCACUGACGUAACAAUUAGGCGGUUCUUUUAUUCCCGACGCCGAUUUUCGCCGAAUGUUUGCUCCGAGUCCGACGCAGAUAAAGAGACUUUUUUAUCUGUCCGCGAAGAAACGAGACGAGCGAUCGGACGGGCAAGAUUAACCGGCGACCUGGCUAAUUUUAAUUCGGCCAACAAACAAGCCGCGAAGUUGUCGCGCGAUAACGGACAGACACGCCACGGCCGCGACGUCGAUUUUGUCGCAGUUGUCUGUUCUCCAAUAUGGCGAACGACGCCGAGGACGAGUCCAGUGUUUCGAACGUUUGUUUGUCGGACUGAACGACGAUCGCCGGUGUGCGUGCACUCGUGAAAGUGAUCGAGAAAACGUUUGUCGGGGGUGUUAAAUGGAUAAUACGGUCGAGGAUGAUCGGUGACGAUGAUCUAUGGGAUAAGGAUCUCCAUUGUAAACACACGAGGGAACUUAGAGGCCAACUUGCGAACUAAUUUGUGCGCCGUUGAAACGUACCGUUGAUAUAUCGUAUCAAAUCGUUCUAAAAGUGGCAGCAACAAUGUGGAGGGAACAGGAGGUAUACCUGCACCCCCAGCAUCCGCAACAGGAAAGUCUUCAUCCUGGGAUCAUCGCCACUGUGGACAGGACGCAUCAUCGAGCCACAACCAUGGAUUUGCCUGGUCCAAGUAAUCCGAGGGCAUCGCGGAACAUGGCGGAGAAACAACGCCGCGACAAUCUUAACACAAACAUCUCAGCGAUGGCUACACUCAUACCUACUGUUGCUGAGAGUCCGAGGAAGAUGGACAAAAUAUCCAUCCUGAGACUAGCUGCCGCUUAUCUCAGGAUACAGUACACUCUCGGACGUGGCACAGUCGACUUUCUACCUCAAGAAUUGGGCGAGCUGGACCUGGAACAAUACAUCGUCGAUAACUUGAUUGGAACCGGAGGCUUUUUUCUCGUGCUCACUACCACUGGAAAAGUAGUUUACAUCAGUCCGCAAGUCCAGGAACACCUUGGCCACUCUCAGGCGGAUCUACUCGGCAACUCGCUCUACUCGUUCGUGGAUCCGAAGGAUCACGAGGAACUAAACAGGAACCUCACCCCGGACGAGAUGCAAGGAGUGAGUUCGUCGACGCCGCAGAUGGACGGCAUGAAUGAUAAUUCCAAUUCCUCGGAGGACUCGUCAUCCUCCAGAAACGAGAGGAGGCCGUUCCGCGAGCAAAGGAGGAGCUUCGAGCUCAGAAUACGGCAUCGCACCGCUUCCAGGCGCGAACACACGCAAUACGAAUGCCUCGAAGUCUCCGGGAUGCUCAGGCUUGCGGAUGCUUGCAGAAAUCCUGAAUCGAACGCUAAUCGAAUGAGACAUCAAGAAGUCAAUUCGACCAGCAACGACAUCGUUUUCGUGGGUGUAGCAAGGGUUAUGAUGAAACGACCCAUCACCGAAAUAUCCAUAAUGGAUGCGAAUAAAGAUGAGUACGUCACCAGACAUUUGGUGGACGGCAGGAUUAUUUAUUGUGAUCACAGGGUAUCAGUGGUUGCCGGCUACUUGUCCGAGGAGGUGUCAGGUUUGAGCGCCUUCAGUUUCAUGCAUAAGGACGAUUUCAGGUGGACGAUGAUCGUUCUACGUCAGAUGUACGAUCGCGUGGAGACCUGUGGAUCAUCUUGUUAUAGGCUACUGUCGAAAACCGGCGAGUUUAUUUAUUUGCGUACGCACGGCUACUUAGAGUUCGACAAGGACACGCAAACGGUCGAAUCUUUUGUGUGCAUAAACACAUUGGUGUCAGAAGAGGAGGGUAUUAAACUGGUCAAACAAAUGAAGAAGAGAUUCUCAGCCACGGUGUCCGAAUCCACUCGAGCGAUCCAGAGCAAGGACGAUGCGUCGUUCGACAUGAACACGGACUCGCAGCAGUCGAACCCGAAAAGCAGCGUGGAAGACCCGUCGCAGCUGGAGGACGCAAUCACGCACUUGGUCAGCGAUUUGUCGUCGUCGGUGCCGGAUGAUCAUCUGUCGGAUACUCCGGUGCCUAACGAACAGUACGUGAAAGCUGCCAUGGUGUCGCAGCAUCUGCCACCGGCCGCUGCUCAGGCCAGCAAGCUGGGUAUCAAGAAGAUCGACCAUUAUCUGGUGGUGCAAGGCAAGGGAAGUCGAACUCCGAAGCAGGGAUCCAAAACGAGCAAGCACGAGAAGCAAGACAGUCCGAGAUCUAUAGGGAAGACGAUAACGAUCCACGAUGUCACCAACAAAGCUAAUGAAACAGUGAAAGAUGUAAAAAUUCCUUUACCAAUGAGCGAUGCGAUCGUCAGGAAAAAUACCACCGUAGAACCGAGCAUAAAUUCCCCACGCGACCCUGGAACGUCUCACCUGAACGUCCCUCGGGAUCUGAAUAUCUUGAGCUCUGGAGCUGUAGUCAAGGAUCCCUGCGAGAUCAAGGUCGAGCACACCAUGGACGUGUUCAAACACCAGGAACCCGUCAUUGAAUAUCCUGAUAACGGUAUUGUAGAUAACAGUGCUGCCGGUACGAAGUCGACUCGCCAGUACCCGCUGAAGAGGAUAUACAGCGAGGAGGAUAUCAGGACGGGUUGCAAUAAGAAGAGACAUAGUAAUGUCUCGUACGUGCCGGCGAACAGGAGCGAUGAACCGCCGAAUGUUUCCUACGUCGAUUGCAGAUCUUUUGUUACCGAUGGAUACCUGGAGAUCGCCACGGACUUCAAUCAGUACAACAAUAUGAGCUCUCAGUCGCCGAAUUCCACUUUGAAUGAUGCUAUUGUGGACUAUCAGCAAGUGGAUUCGAGUGUUCCACUGAUACCACCGAAUCCGGAUGAUGAUCAGUUCAUCCUUAAUGACUUGAAGGAUGAUCCGUUACUGAGUCCAAGUCUGGAUGCUAAUCCAGAUCUUAUAAUGAAAAUAUUCGAUGAUCUAAGGCACGUACCAAUUUUUGAAAACUCCUUCAACGAGACGAAAGUACAAUUAGCGGAUAAUAAUGCAAUCAAUAACGAGAUAAGGAGAAAACAUUUACAACUCAUGAAUACCAUGGCAUUACAAGAAUCACAACUAAAUGUUCUAGCAAGGGAUUUGAAAAAUCCAGCUUUGCAAGCGAAACGGGGAAGUUUAACGCCGUUGCAGGCGGAGCAUAAUAUGCAGAAACAGAUUCUCGAAACGCUGCAGCAAGAUCAUCAUAAUAUUCAAAUAAACAUAAAACACAAUAUCGGUGUAUAAAAGUUUUGAAGAGUAAAACACGAUCUUAACUAAGUAUUUCACGAAGAAGAUAAAUUAACAAGAUAACCAAGAGGUACAUGUUAACAUAAAUGGAAUUGUACAUUGAAUAUUUCGGUGAACUUCACUGUAACUCAUUCCUCUGCAAGUUAUCAAUGACGCAAUGGUAAUGUGGAAAAAUGUAACGGUUACUAGUUACAUUGACAAUCGACGACAGUGUAAUAAUGUCGAUAUCCUGUAUUAUUCCGUAACUGAACAAAGAAGAAAGAUAACAGUUAUGGUCAGAUUCAAUAUCUAAUUGAAGAAAGAAGAAAUGUCGUAAGUAGAAAAUCCACGAGAUAAUCAAUAUAAAUAUGCAGCCUGCAUUAUUGAACUGUUUUUGGAAGCCGGAUUGUAUGGACCCUGUUCUCGUCCACUUUGGCUCAAAUAUGAACUGUUUACCACACACAGCGUGUGCGAGUUCUAUUGUAAAUGGCGGCUACGUUUUACGUUUUUUGAAGGUCCAAUGUUACGCAACUUUCAAAUUUUAUGAUAACAAGUUUGUAGAUAGUGUGGACUCGAUUUUUAAACGACCGCGCUAUUCGUUCAGCCUUCUGGAUCGUUUUACACUUGGUCAUUGUUUGAAGGGGAAUGAAAAAAUAAAAACUGUUUCGACGUUAAAUAGAGCACGCAACGUGCACACAUAUAUCGGAUGGAUACAGCACCAGUUCUGUUUAAAUCCUAUCGUAGGAUACGAAGAAAUUGUGGAUUUGAAUCUUUCUAGCGAAAGCAAGAUGGCAGUACAAAAUUUGUAUUUCGAACAAAAGAGACAUGCUUUCAGGAAAAAUACGUAUUAUUAAAAAAUGGAUAUUAGAUACGUGACUGUACCUAAUUUUUAUUAUUGUUACAAAAAUGUGUAACAAUGAAAUAUUGACUGUAAAUUCUUUU